Molecule: messenger RNA, 426 nt
Organism: Notothenia coriiceps (black rockcod)
Lineage: Eukaryota; Metazoa; Chordata; Actinopteri; Perciformes; Nototheniidae
Product: potassium voltage-gated channel subfamily KQT member 2-like
Exons: 4
Source: RefSeq, a predicted model, not a curated record
GCAGCGUGGAGGGUUUACGCCACGAACCUGAGUCGCAGCGACCUCAGCUCCACCUUCGAUUACUACGAGAGGACGGGGUCGGCGCCCAUGUACAGGCUGAUUCCUCCUCUCAACCAGUUGGAUUUAUUGAGGAACCUCAAGAAUAAAUCUGGACUCUCCUUCAGGAAGGACGUCCAGUCUGAGCCCUCUCCCAGUCAGAAGGUCAGUCUGAAGGAGAGGGUCUUCUCUUCCCCCCGGAGCUCAGGGGCCAAAGGGAAAGGUUCUCCGCAGAACGGUGAGUACUGUUUGCAGAACACGUUCACCGUGUUCUCUGCAUAGUUUUUGAGCGGGACACUGUGAAGCUGACAAAUGAGCGGCCCGACCAAGCAAGGAGGCAGAGCGUCCAAAAAUACAACCCGGUGUGGGAAUUUAUUAAAUCAUACACGU